This is a messenger RNA of Penicillium chermesinum, 888 nucleotides long. RefSeq names its product lipase family protein. The transcript is spliced from 4 exons. The coding region runs from base 1 to 888 and encodes 295 amino acids. Gene Ontology annotation, biological process: lipid catabolic process. NCBI's taxonomy places the organism in Eukaryota, Fungi, Ascomycota, Eurotiomycetes, Eurotiales, Aspergillaceae. The record is from RefSeq and is a predicted model, not a curated record.
AUGUCGCUCCUUGGAAAGUUCUGGGCUCUUGCCGCUGUUGUGGCGCAAGCUGCGGCCUUGCCCACUGCUCUGAAGUCUCGUGAUAUCGAUUCCGGUCUCCUGAGCUCGCUGUCUUUGUUCGAGCAGUACGCUGCUGCUGCUUACUGCUCCAACAACCACCAGGCUGGCUCGACCGGUGAUAUCUCCUGCUCCGUGGGCAACUGCAACGAUGUUCAAUCCGCAGGUGCUACUGCUGUCUAUGAAUUUGACCAGGCGAACGACUAUGGCGACGCAACGGGUUUCAUCGCCACAGAUGCGACUAACAAGCUGGUCGUGCUCUCUUUCCGAGGAAGCAGUGAUAUCCAGAAUUGGGAAGCCAACCUCAACUUUGCCUUGACUGACGUUGAUCUGUGCGAUGGCUGCCAGGCCCAUACCGGCUUUUGGGCUUCCUGGGGAACUGUCUCUGACGAGAUCACCUCCCAGAUUGACGCUGCUAUGAGUGCUAAUUCGGGCUACGGCCUCGUGGUCACCGGCCACAGUCUUGGUGGAGCUCUUGCAGCGCUGGCGGGCACUGCCCUCCGUAACUCGGGCCAUACUCUUGACCUGUAUACCUACGGUCAGCCGCGAGUCGGAAACGAGGCUCUGGCUCAGUACAUGACUAACCAGGGGAGCUUGUACCGUGUCACUCACACCAACGACAUCGUCCCUUCUGUGCCUCCCGAGUCUUUCGGGUUCUCGCACGCAAGCCCCGAGUACUGGAUUACCAACGGCGAUUUGAGCCCCGUGGGCACUUCUGAUGUCCAGGAGAUCGACGGCAUCGAUGCUACGGGUGGUAAUGCUGGAGAGUCCAGCUAUCUGAUUGACCCCCACCUAUGGUACUUCAACGCCGUCACUGCCUGUCUUUUAUAG